This is a messenger RNA of Oryzias latipes (Japanese medaka), 2629 nucleotides long. Its product is annotated as ankyrin repeat and SOCS box protein 2. NCBI's taxonomy places the organism in Eukaryota, Metazoa, Chordata, Actinopteri, Beloniformes, Adrianichthyidae. The record is from RefSeq and is a predicted model, not a curated record. Gene Ontology annotation, molecular function: transmembrane transporter activity; protein binding. Gene Ontology annotation, biological process: monoatomic ion transmembrane transport; intracellular signal transduction. Gene Ontology annotation, cellular component: transmembrane transporter complex; cytoplasm.
CGUUAAAAAACCACACCAUCAUCAUCUGGAGCAGCAGAUUAAAGUGAAACAAAACAAAGCUGAACAUGUCCUUAAAAGGCAUCCCACCUCACUGCACAAGGAGCUGAAAUCUGAAGACUGCCAGCAGACCUCAGCUCCCCCAAACCACUUACUCCUAUCAUGAAAAACAGAAAUCCACAGAGUAGUUUUCUCUUUUCUGGACUCUACGAGGUAGAUUCUGAUUUUUUUCAUUGUUCAUCGCUGUUUGCAUUUGAAAAAGACUGUCCUCCUUUGGGUUUUCUUCGUCAGGUUUGAUUAAAAAAAAAUAUCUUCAAUGAUGAUAGCUGUCUGCAGGUCAAAGUGGCUUUACCACAAAAUGAGCAGCACCAUGAAAAACAGACCAACAGUUUGUCUCACAACUCGCCACACUUCAUCUGAUAUCACAACAAACGUCAAUGGGGAUGCUGAUCCAGUCAUCUGUGCCAUCAGGAGAGGGGAUGUGAAGGCACUUCAGGAUCUGGCAAUGUUCUCACCUCUCAGUUUGCUGAAGGAGAACAAAGAUGGAUGGAUACCUUUGCAUGAUGCUGCCCUCUGUGGACAGACAGAGUGCUUGAAGACCCUUCUGAAAGCCCAUCCAGGUUCGGUGGACAAACGCACACUGCAGGAACAGACGUCUUUGCUGCUUGCUGUGUCCUGUGAACACCUGCCUUGUGUGCGCUGCCUUCUGGAGUUGGGGGCCGACCCUGACAUCUCCAACAACAACAAAGAGACGGCUUUAUACAAAGCAUGUGAACUGGAGAAUUUGGAAAUGGUCAGCCUCCUUCUAUCAUACGGUGCGUCUGUGAACCAGCGAUGUGCUCAUGGCUGGACAGCUCUCCAUGAAGCUGUGACGCGAGAUAACACAGAGAUUUGUGACAUACUAAUAGGGGCAGGGGCCAUGAUCAAUCCUGCUCACACUUACAGCAUUCCACCUCUGAAUGUAGCGGCUCAGAAAGGACACAUGGGGGCACUGUGUUACCUCAUUGACAAAGGUGCCAAUGUGAACAUGCAGACAUGUGACGGCAUCACAGCUCUGCACGAAGCAGCUGAAAAUGGCCAUAAGGAAGUUGUGAAUGCGUUAUUGUCUAAACAUGCAGAUGCCAACAAACCUGCCAAUUCUGGACUGCUACCACUUCAUUUUGCUGCAAAAUAUGGACACCAUGAGAUUGUGUCUCAGCUCGUCUCAGUUACAAGUCGUGCCAAGCUGCGGCACAGCUGGAUCAGCCCACUCCACCUGGCAGCAGAACACAACAGACACGCCGCGGCAGCUGUGCUGCUGAAGGCAGGUGCAGAUGUUAAUGACACUUUGGCGCACAGUCACUCCAUCCAGUACCCCGAUCAACGGGCCACGGCGCUCUACUUUGCCAUCGCCAACGGGAGCACCAAAACAGCUGAGAUGUUAUUGAACGCUGGUGCCAGUCUUAGCCUGGAUCCCAUCAGCCCACUUCUCAUGGCUGCACGUCAGGGCUGUGUGAGGAGUGUGUCCUUACUGCUGGAGCGAGGAGCUGACAUGAACACCAAAAUACCAUCUUUUCCCACCGCAUUUCCAGCUGUUGUUGCUCUUUGCAUGGAUAACCUGCCUCUUCUGAAGUGCCUGUUGAACCACGGCUGUGAUGCACAUUCUUGUUUUACCUGCACAUAUGGCCAGGCUCGUCAUCCACUCCCAGACAUAAACAAUGGUUUCAGCAGUUGCAGUAUUUUGCUAAAUGAAAGCAUGGCUCUUUUGAACAGCAAUGAAUCGUCAGAAAGAACAACCCAGUUCUGUGAGUGGAUCUCAACCCCACUGAUGUGUGAAUGGGCAGGACCCAUGAUAGACCUGCUGCUGGAACACGUGGGGCAAGUUCAGCUUUGCAACAAGCUCACUGAGCUGUUGGACAGCAGGGAGGAAUGGCAUGAUGUCAAAAGGAAGUUAUUGUCACCGCGUCCACUGCUGCACCUCUGCAGGUUAAAGAUUCGGAGGCAGAUGGGCAGAAACAGACUGAGAUCCAUCACAAGCUUACCUCUGCCAGACAGACUGAUCAGAUACUUGAGCCUCAACGACUGACUCAAAGAUAACCAUCACACAACAAUGUCCCCAGAGACAAAAUAAUAUUUUUCUUUAAUGAUUUGACAUCUUUAUUCUGUAAAGUUGAAUUUUUAUUUAUAAAUAUCUAUUUAUGGAUGUGAUGUGACAAUAUGUCUCUUUAAUAUUUCAUCUAAUCUUUUAAAAAUAAAUUUUCAGGGAAACGUUAUUCAAAAAAGUUAUUGUCCAAAAGAUCUGUUCAGAGAAGAUGAAUCAUUUAUUUGAAGAUAAAAUACUUUGUCAAAUCUGUCAAACAAGACUGUGAUUUCUAAAAAAAAAAAGUGUUUUCACAGAUAAGAAAAAUGAAGCUAUGAUGUUUGGGUUCAUCAAUGCAACCUUCUGCUAAAACUGUCAUUCCCUAAAUAGAGCAGGGAAAAAAGGAAAGGUCUUAAUUUAUAGAAAUAUUUCUGGUAGGUGUCAUCAUGCUGAAUGGGUUUAAUGGAAAAGUGCAUUUUAGUCCAUUAAAAUUACAAAAAUAGAUGCAGCAUUAAUAAGUGCUUGAUCAUUUUAAUGUAAAAAUAACAAUAAAAACAAAAUGCUGGGUAAACA